AUGAACGCCCAAGCAGAGAAACAGGAGCACCUCAGCGCCACAGGACCCAACCAGGAUGGACAAAACAGACACAGCAACGUCACCAUGGUCAACGCCUCUCAGACACCCUCAACUUCCCCCUCACCCCUCCGUCGUAACACCAGCAGCAACAGCAGCCUCAGCCAAAACAACAUCUCAUCACCACCGCCACCACCACCACCACCAAUGAAGCCCACCGCAGAUAAAAAGAGAUCGCUCUGGGAUCGGGCCAUCAACUCCGAAGUCGGUCGUCUCGUCUGCUCCUUCGUCUUCUUUGCUGUUGUCUGCAUUGGCAUGGCCUUCUGCAACCAGUUCUCAGACCAUCGCUUCGUCAAGACCAAUUACACCGACAUCUAUCUGGAGGACCGUGGAUUCGACAUCUUCCCCGCCCAGCAAGAUAUCACCCCCGCCAACACCUUUGUCAUGACAUCUAUCGUCUUUACCCUCAUCGGAAUCGCUAUCCUCUGCCCCUCAUGGCAGACCCGAAUCAUUGUCCUUCGCCGUGUAUUCUGGGUUGUCGGUGCCUUGAGUGUUCUCCGUGCAACUACCUUGUCCGUCACCACCAUGCCCACACCCAAGCGCGGAUGCAAACCUGCGACCGCCACUGGAUUCGGAGAGAUGUUCUGGAUCGCCUUGCAGAUGAUCCCUGGAACUGUCCAAGCCUGCACUGACGAUAUCUUUUCUGGCCACACCGUUUUCAUGGUGACCUGUGCGAUUCAGUGGCGAUUGUAUAUGCGCAACUCUUGGAUCAAGUACGUCUCGUUCAUCUACAUCACCAUCGGACUCUACUUUGUCAUCGCCGUCCGCCUUCACUACACCGUCGACGUCGUCCUGGCCAUCUUUAUCACCUACGCAGUUUGGUCCUUCUACAUGGCCAUGGUCGACACUGUCAUGGAGAAGGAGUACUUUGGUCUCCGCCGCCACAACGAAAAGUACACCAUGUUUGACAGCUACUGGCUCGAGAAGGAGCAGCUUAAGGAGCAGCAUUACAAACAGUUGGUCGACCAGUCCAGCAAGGAUGAUGAUCCUUCAGCACCCCAGCCCUCGGCUCUUGUCGUGAAGAGGGCUCAGCUUCAGCACGUCAUGAACCGCAUUCGUGGCCCCGGAAUUGGUCACAGCAGGGGCGAGUACGACCAUGUGGCCUUUAUCCCUAUGCAGUACAACAUUUGGUUGACAGGAUUGAUCCGUUGGUGCGAUGGUCUGGAUAUUCGCAUGCGCCAGUCAUCCAAUGGCUUGGGUGUGACCCGUUGGGAGGAGUAUGUCAUGGAGCACAGGACUCAGCAUAACCCCGUCUCGAGCAGCAUUUUACCCCAACACCAUCAGUCUUUGUCUUCAUCGGCAGUACCAACCGCAUAUCAGGCCUAUGGAAAGCAGGAAAUCAACGAUGACGAGGAGAUCGCCGGUCUGGACGUGUUUGAUCACAGUGGACAGUCAGCGAUGGCACAAGCAGGACACCAACACCCUCGCGAGUACACCGCUGCACCAAUGGGACUCGACAAUAUCCAGAUCGUUAGUCAUCAGGAUACCGUCAAUGCCAGCCGUUAA
This is a messenger RNA of Linnemannia hyalina, 1563 nucleotides long. NCBI's taxonomy places the organism in Eukaryota, Fungi, Mortierellomycota, Mortierellomycetes, Mortierellales, Mortierellaceae. The record is from the annotation of a GenBank genome assembly.